UGGACUUUCGUGUCUCACACAAACCACAAGCUGGAACACUUCUGGAACAGGACGGACACUCACUCUGGGCACAUCGGACUAAGAUAUGAGACUCUGUGCCCGGCCUGGAGAGCUGAGUCUCCACGCUGCUACCCUGCUUCUUCUCUUUCUGCUUCUGGCCUCCGUCCACGUGGGAGCCAACAACCAAACGCACCAAGGCAGAAAGAGACACUACUACAUAGCUGCUGUGGAGAUAGACUGGAACUACCAGGGCAAUGACAUGCAUGGAUUUUUGCCCCCGUACAAGAAAGUGGUUUUCCGGGAGUACGAGAAAGACUUCACACGGGCAAAGAUUCAUCCACCCUGGUUAGGUCUACUUGGACCGACUUUGAGAGGCGAGGAGGGCGACACCAUUGUCGUCACUUUUAGAAACAUGGCUACACAACCGUGCAGCCUCCACCCACACGGCAUCGCAUACGGGAAGCAGUCUGAGGGAGCACACUACUUCGACAACACGUCUCAAAAAGAAAAGGAGGACGACGUGGUGAGGCCCAACAGAGAGCACGUGUACAACUGGGAGGUGACGCCGGAGGUCUCGCCCAAACCGGACGACCCCGCCUGCCUCACCUACUCGUACGUCUCUCACAAAAACGUGGUGGAGGACUUCAACGCGGGCCUCGUCGGCACUUUGUUGGUCUGCAAGCACGGCAGCUUGGACGAGACUGGAAAGCAGUCUGGCGUAAACCAGGAGCUGGUCUUCCUCUUUGGAGUCUUUGACGAAAGAAAGAGCAUCCACAAGCCCUCGUCUUUCUACGACGACUCAGAACACCACCUCCACUACACCAUAAAUGGAUACACCAAGGGAGCGCUGCCUGGUUUGAGCGUGUGUGCGUAUUCCUCCAUCAGCCUUCACCUGCUGGGCAUGAGCUCCGAGCCCGAGCUGUUCUCGGUGCACAUGAACGGGCAAGUGCUGCAGCAUAUGGGCCACAAGGUGUCAGCGUUGGGCCUCAUCAGCGGCUCCUCCGCCACCGCCAGCAUGGUACCGGUGCACACCGGGCGCUGGAUGUUGUCGUCGCACGUGGUCAAGCACAUAGAAGUGGGCAUGCACGCCUUUGUGGACGUGAAGGAAUGUGAAGCUUUCAAAGCACCCCGGCGGAAGAUGACCCUGCAGCAAAAACGUGACAGCAAGGAGUGGAAAUACUAUAUCGCAGCGGAGGAGGUUUUCUGGGACUAUGCACCUAAAAUGCCGAAGCACAUUGAUGAGAGCUACAAGUCCCAGUACCUGAGACAGUCGUCUACACGCAUCGGUAGAAAGUACAAGAAGGUGGUGUACACGCUGUACAAUGACGAGUCCUUCACGGAGCGCAAAGAGAACAAACAGCAGAAAAGUGAGCUUGGGAUAUUGGGCCCGGUGAUCAGAGCGCAAAUCCGAGACGUUAUCAAGAUUGUGUUUAAGAACAUGGCCUCCAGGCCAUACAGCAUCUAUCCACACGGACUGACAAUCAAAAAGUCACAGGAGGGGGUGAACUACCCCGAAGGAGGUACAGUGUGCCUCUUGUCUCCAUUCACAACAGGAAACUCUGGAAACUAUAAGAACAUUUCUGCAUGGUUUCCAGGCAACCACUCACACGCUGUCCAACCGGGCAACACACACACAUACGAGUGGAAGGUGGUGGAGGAGGAUGAGCCUCUGAAGGGAGAUCCCAGGUGUCUGACGCGGAUAUACCACAGUGCUGUGGACACGCCGCGAGACAUCGCCUCAGGUCUGAUUGGACCCCUCCUCAUCUGCAAGAGUCAGUCGCUGAAUGUCAGGAACGUGCAGGUAAAAGCAGACAAGGAGCAGCAAGCCAUGUUUGCUGUGUUUGACGAAAACAAGAGCUGGUACCUGGAUGACAACAUUCGUGCAUUUUGCGAUCCUUCCCGAGUCAACAAGGCAGACCCUGGCUUUUACAAGUCCAAUGUCAUGCAUACAAUAAAUGGCUACGUGUACGAGAGUGGGCCACUCUUGGGCUUCUGCAAUGGUGAUGUUGCAAAGUGGCAUGUGACCAGUGUCGGGGCGCAGGACUACAUUCAGACAGCGACAGCCUACGGGCACACAUUUGAACUGAACAAGCGCAAGGAGGACAUCCUCAGCCUCUAUCCCAUGACAGGAGAAACCAUUACGAUGAACAUGGAAAACAUUGGUGUUUGGCUUAUGGUGUCGCUAAAUUCCCACGGGACAACUAAAGGAAUGCGCUUAAGAUUUCAGGAUGUCGAGUGCUUCCGUGACCACCACUACGAGUACAACUACGAUGAGCCGGAAAAAAAGUAUGAUUUGUUGAAGCCUCUAAGCUUAGACGAAAUCAAGAAAAAGGAGGCGGAAAAGGAAAAGCAGAGGCUUCAAUCGUCAACGCAUGCUGCAGGGGAAACCGAUCACUACACUGAGUUGUUUGCAAAGGAAUUAGGGCUCAGAACGCUGACGAAUAAACUCAAAGAGUUCGAGGGGAGUGUGGAGAAGCUGGACUUGUCUUUCCUGGACUAUGAUGCCAUUGAUGUGUUAGAGGGAAAAGUCAGGAAUGCAACAUUGAUGACUAAUAGCACGAAAAGCACAAUAGAUGAUAGUCCCAGUUUUGAUAAUGAAACUGCCUCUAAGAGUGACGAGACAACACUUAACAACGCUAUAGCAUCGUUAAAUUACGCAAACGGAUCCACGGGGUCGUAUAAUCUGACAGAUACACAGUCGAACCAUUCAUCGUCUAAUACAACUGUUAAUCAUAUUAGGAGACUGGACCUUAAAAACAGAACCUUGUCUGAUGUUGUCCUAAGAGACAACGCAGCUACUGUUGAUGAGGAUGGACCUCAGAUGUACUUAUCUAAAGUUCUGAACCCACCAGACGAUUUAAUCUCGAAAAAUAUCAAGGUGAAUUCAACCCAAUCCCAUUCAUCAAAGAAUGUAACCCAGGAGACCUUUCUAGAUCAGUCAAAUGGUACGUCUUUAUUUUUCAACGGGACUCAGAUCUCAGGUAAUCCAGCACUCUCCGGUGGCCUUCAGAACAGCUUCGAGAAAUUAGGUGAUUCGGAAAGCAGCGAGGAAGUGUUUAUAUACCUCGAACAAAACCACACAGAGGUGAUUAAAACCACAACUGUAAAGACAAAGAGUCAUAACUGGACCUACGACGGAACUCACCAAAAGGUACAAAUUCCGCUUCCAGACCACAUGGUGAAGUAUGUGCAGGAACAAACAACCCCAGCACCCAAAAAGAUCCGGAGGGUCGUAUUCCGACAGAAGCCUCUUAAGGGCCUGGGCAUAAAAGCAAGAAGGAAGAAAAAAUAUAACCCUCUAGUGACAAAUGGUUUACCAUUCUCUCCUCGCGGAUUAAACCCUCUCAUGAGCCCACGAGGGUCACGGCCGGUUUCAAUGGAGGCAGUUUCGGAAGAGGAGGAGCUGUUGAACAAGCCUAUCGUCAUCGGUGUGCCGCGUCCUGAUUUCAGCGACUAUGAGCUUUACGUUCUGAGAGACGAGUCUCAUCAUUCAGAUAUAGAUGAAAUUAAAGCAAAUGAAUAUGAGUAUGUGAGCUACAAAGACCCUUAUAUAGACAUCCAGCAGAAUGACGACUUCACGCAAUCAGGCCCAAAUGUCAAGAUGUACUUCAUCGCUGCAGAGGAGGUUGAGUGGGACUAUGGUGGUUCUGGACAGAAGAGGCAAGAAAGAUCUCAGCUAAGCAGCCGGCACACAAAGUUCAAGAAGGUGGUAUUCCGAGGUUACCUGGAUGGGCUCUUCAGAAUACCUGAAAUCCGAGGCGAGAAGGAAGAACAUCUUGGUAUCCUGGGGCCUCUCAUCAAAGCGGAGUAUGGACAAAGCAUCAUGGUGGUGUUCAGAAACAAAGCCAAUCGACCGUUCUCUUUACACCCCAAUGGGGUUUCCUAUACCAAGCAUACAGAAGGUCUGUCCUAUGAGGAUAACUCCACGGCAUCAUAUAAAGGUGACAAUGAGGUUCAACCGAAUAGCACCUAUACGUAUAUCUGGAAAGUCCCUCGAAAAGCUGACCAUACACCAGAUGAGCCUCACUGUCGGACAUGGACGUACUAUUCCGGUGUUAAUCCUGAGAAGGAUAUCCACUCUGGCUUGAUUGGGCCUUUACUAGUAUGUCCAAAGGGAACUUUAAACAACAUGAAGGACACGAGUGAGUUCACACUGCUCUUCAUGACUUUUGACGAGUCGCAGAGUUGGUACUACGAGACCAAUAGCGAGAUCGUGCAGCGGGUAAACCGGAGGAGAUAUCAGGACCCUAAUGUCAAAGAGGACCUAAAGUUUCAUUCCAUCAACGGCAUCACACAUAAUCUCAAGGGUCUGAGGAUGUACACCAAACAGCUCGUCCGCUGGCACCUCAUCAACAUGGGAUCUCCCAAAGACUUCCAAAGCAUCCACUUCCACGGACAGACGUUCCUCCACCAGCAGGCUACAAGCAACAGACAUGGCGUCUUUCCACUCCUUCCUGGAAGCUUUGCUACCCUAGAGAUGUACCCGUCUAAGCCUGGCCUAUGGCAGCUGGAGACGGAAAUUGGCAUCAACCAGCAAAGGGGGAUGCAGACGCUCUUCUUAGUUCUCGAUAAUGACUGCUACCGCCCUCUGGGCCUGGAAUCAGGCAGUGUGAAAGACGUACAGAUCACCGCCAACAUCACUCGAGGCUACUGGGAGCCACACCUUGCCCGACUGAACAAUAAAGGCAAAUACAAUGCAUGGAGCACAGACCAGUACAAUAGCUUUAUUCAGGUGGACUUUCAGCGGCCGGUUGUGAUCAGCCAGGUGGCCACACAGGGAGCCAAGCAGCUCUUCCACUCGCAGUUUGUGACCAAUUACAGUAUCUCCUACAGCAACGACCGCAGGAGGUGGAGCGUCUAUAAGGGCGAGAGCAGAUACCCGGUGAAGGUGUUUGCUGGGAACCAGGAGGCCUACCAGACGACAACAAACACCCUUUUCCCACCUGUGAUCGCACGGUUCAUUAGGCUCCACCCCCUCCAGUGGUACAGCGCGGCCACCGUCCGCAUGGAGUAUUACGGCUGCGAGCUGGACGGCUGCUCUGUGCCUCUGGGGAUGGAGAAUGGACUUAUCGAGGACCAAAGUAUCACGGCCAGCUCCACGUCCUCCAACUGGUACCUGGGACUGUGGUUGCCCUCGUAUGCGCGCCUCAACAAACAGGGCACCGUCAACGCGUGGCAAGCUAAGUACAAAGACAUGAAGCAGUGGCUUCAGGUGGAGCUGCCAGAAGUCAAGAAGAUCACAGGCAUCAUCACGCAAGGAGCCAAGUCUCUGGGGAAGGAGAUGUAUGUCACCUUCUACGUGCUCCAGUACAGCGAUGACGGAAUCCGAUGGAAUGACUAUUCCGAAGACGAGGAGCAACUGCCGAGGAUCUUCCGCGGGAACGACGACAACAAUGAGCACGUGAAGAAUUUCAUCUACCCGCCCAUUUUUUCCCGUUUUAUCCGAAUUGUUCCCAGAAACUGGAAGGGCUCCAUCACAAUGCGGGUGGAGCUGUUGGGAUGCGACUUUGAGUGACGACUCCACCCACAGGUCACUUCAUUAGGUACACCUCCGCGAUCAAAUGCAGAUGCAGUGACAACAAUAACUGACACUGGCAGAACAACGGAGUCCGAGCUGGGAACCAAAACGGUAAACACAUGGACGGUGUCAAAUUCACACCUGCUUGUAACUUCAGAUUGGACAAAAAUUAUUUUUAAUUUUAACUUAACCCCCCUACCCCCGUGUUGAAGGCAAUGAUCGUUAUAUACGUCCCACCAGACGCAAGACCAACAUAAUUGUUUUUAUCGCACAUUUACGAUAAUGUCCCAAAUUGUUACAGUUCCGUAGCACAAGUUACUGCGGGAUAUCUGUAAAACUGAAAAGUCUGUUAUUUCAUUUUAGUGUUGAUUGACUUUCAUGGUACAUGCUGUAUUCAUAUUAAAAAAAACGUUUGCAUAUGCUU
Molecule: messenger RNA, 5942 nt
Organism: Nerophis lumbriciformis (worm pipefish)
Lineage: Eukaryota; Metazoa; Chordata; Actinopteri; Syngnathiformes; Syngnathidae
Gene: f5
Product: coagulation factor V
Cellular component (GO): plasma membrane
Molecular function (GO): signaling receptor activity; oxidoreductase activity; copper ion binding
Source: RefSeq, a predicted model, not a curated record